This is a messenger RNA of Sinocyclocheilus grahami, 500 nucleotides long. Its product is annotated as adhesion G protein-coupled receptor E3-like. NCBI's taxonomy places the organism in Eukaryota, Metazoa, Chordata, Actinopteri, Cypriniformes, Cyprinidae. The annotation marks the transcript as partial. The record is from RefSeq and is a predicted model, not a curated record. The transcript is spliced from 3 exons. Gene Ontology annotation, biological process: adenylate cyclase-activating G protein-coupled receptor signaling pathway. Gene Ontology annotation, cellular component: plasma membrane. Gene Ontology annotation, molecular function: G protein-coupled receptor activity.
GAUCAGCUUCUGUGGCUUUCAUGAGCUACAACACGAUGGAGAAUCUACUGAAGCCAGACUUCUUCAACACAUCAAACAACACGAUUAAAACCAUGAUGUCCACUGUGAUCUCAGCUACUCUUCCCAAAACCACCAACACUAAACUCACUAAACCAGUCAACUUCACCCUAAAACACAUCAGAGAGUUUGAUCCCAGUGGUUCUCUGUCCUGUGUGUACUGGAAUAUCAGCGAGUGGAUUGUAGAUGGUUGUUCUGUUUUAAAGACCAACAGCAGCUACACUGUGUGUUCCUGUGAUCAUCUGUCGACAUUCGCUCUUGUGCAAACCAGCCAUCAGUCAGAGAGCGACUCACAUCUGGCGAUUGUGGUGUGUGUGAUCGUGGGACUGGUGUUCAUCAGUUUGGCUCUGUUGACCUUUGCCCUUUAUAAGUGGAGUCCUCUGCGUGAUUGGAUGCGAGGUUGCGUUGUGCUGGGACCUGAAGGCUACAACAGGGAAGAGUGA